Molecule: messenger RNA, 2372 nt
Organism: Aedes aegypti (yellow fever mosquito)
Lineage: Eukaryota; Metazoa; Arthropoda; Insecta; Diptera; Culicidae
Product: mediator of RNA polymerase II transcription subunit 15
Exons: 4
Coding region: 252-2120 (622 amino acids)
Source: RefSeq, a predicted model, not a curated record
AGCUGCAUCCGUCUAAUUUGCGCGCUGGUAGACAUGCGCGAAGCAUGUCGGUCGGAAAAUUCAUUCCCCAAGAAAAGUAGUGAAAACCAAGCGAAGUCUUGUUAAUUCACGUGCAGAAGCCGUGUCGUUGAAGUCGUUUGAUUGAAGUAAAUUCUCGCGUUGCUGAAGAAGCUGUUUGGUGUUACAAAAAAGUGCUGCUGGAAAGGACUUUGAGGAAUAAUCGAGCAAAGUGUUAUUCAACGGUCGUGAAGAUGUGGUUAAGAUUGUUCAUUGGAUGUUGUGUGAUAGGAAGCUUACUAGCAGAGAAGAAUGUUACCCAAGAGCUGACUACCAAAGAAAAGCGCCAAACCGACCAUGAGACUCGAACUGCUCCCCAGGCCGCCAACCGACGGCAACAACAACAUCAACCAAGUGGCGGAUACUAUCAGGAUCCUGACGCUGCGGCGCACUACUAUGCCCAACAAGCUGGAGGUCAACUGCUGUUCAGACCCCAUCAGCUGAAGGCAGGUCAUGAACAAGUGCAGGAGCUUCCAGCGGAAUACAUCAGCUUGCUGCAGCAAUUAGCCGAUCACCAGAAUCAUGCAGCACCCGCCAAACAGCCGAAGCACCACUCCUACGAUGUGCAAAACGCCCAAACCGAGCAAUACUAUCAACAGCAACAACAGCACCAUUCGCAGCAACAACACCAACAACAGCAGCAGCAACAACAGCAAGCAGCCCAACUUCAUCAUCCAUCGGCGCAGCAUAAUCAAAUUCAAUACAUUACCGAGGAAGAGUACGCUCAAAUUCUGAAACAUGCCCAAGCUCAAAAUCACCAAGCUGCUGCCCAGUCUCACUACGCCCGACCAGCCGGAAAGCAAGAAUCGCCAAAAUACCGCCCGUCGGUUCAACUGUUGGAGACUGGUCAAGAACACGGACAAGCAUACGCACAGCAAGAGCCUGAGCAGCCAUACCGAAUCCAAUACAAAAGCAUUCAACCGACUGGAUCAGUCACUCCCGUAUCGAAGCCAAUUAGCGCCUUUUCAUUCGAAAAAGAACUCGCUAAAUUGGUGGAAUCGAAUCGUCCAAUUGCCUACCAUCCGGCAGGUCCACAUCGACCAAGCGAACGAGGACCACAUGAUGGCCCACGAUACGUGGUGAACCCUCAGUCGCACGAAUACGCUUACGCCCCAAUCCCAUCCAAUGAACACGCGCCGAAACAAUCGAUCAAAGCUCAGUAUAUUGCGCCUUUCGCCCAACUGCAUUCUGGACCAAAACUAAGCGCAGCACAUCUGCAAGUCGGACCCCAUAAGUUUGCUGAUAGUCCUGCUCCAAAGUAUCAGUUCAUCCAACAGGAAGCCCCAGUUAAGGGUCAUGCCCCCCAACAAUAUCUCACUGAAGUAUCUCCAAAGUACGCUCAGCAUGCUCCCGAAAAGCAACCCUCCGGAACUCCUUCUCCUAAAAUCCAGUACUAUGUUCCAAAAGAGAAGAAUCUCCAGAUCUAUUACCCCCAGCAGGUCACAGAGAAGCAACCUACAGAACAACACACUUCGCAACAUCCAAUGAAAAUAGUAGAUGCACCUCAGUUACAGCAUGAAAAGCCCCACAAGCAGGUUCAGACUAAUCGUCCAAAAGCUCAAUAUACCGCCAGAGAUAAACAAGCUGAACAGAGUCAACAAGCGGUUCAGAAAUCCAAGGAUUCAGAGGUACCAUCCAGAUCGGCCAUAUACGUAUCCCAACAAACGGGAGUAUCUCCAUCGCCAGUCCCUGCUGAGCAGCCCAGCCAGGAAAGACAACCACAACCUCAACAUCACAAAAUACCGCCCAAAAUUGAUCGUCCUCUCACUCAGGAAGAAUUCCAAGCAUUGGUCGAUGCUGGCUACUCCGUGGUGCCAGUCCCAGUUCCGGUUCCUGUGCCUGCUUCCCAGUAUCAUGCGCAACAGCAGGCUGCAGCAGCCCGUGCAUCAGCUAAUGCUCCGUCGCCUUCUGCACGCCAUGGCCCAGUUCCUCAGGCCUCCCGAUACCAUCAACACCAAAUAGCGGCGGAAAACAAUCCCAGUCAAGUUAUCACCUAUCUGCGUCCGCUGCAUAUCGAUCCUUUCUCGGCAGGAGUCAGAGGACCCAAUAAGGCAGCACCUUGAGAGUGCACCAAAAAAAAAAACUGCCACUGUUUUAGCUAAGUUCGUUAGAUAAGUAUUAUAAAUAGUAUUCUAGUGUAAUUUAUCAACCGAUUCGCCUGAACACAAAGCAAAUAUGUAUCAAACCACGAAACAGUGGCACACAAGACGGAGAUUUUUUAUUUGUUUUAGCCGUGAUACUGUUGUUACGCAUAAUUUAUAAAGAUAUUUGUGUUAUGGCUUAAAAUUGCGCGAAAUAAAUGUUUUAUACAUAAA